AUGGCGGCCGCGAAGAUUAUGCUCGAUGAGAUCCACCCUUCACUCCGCCAGCCGAAAUCCGACCACAAUGUCUACACUCUCGGAAGCAUUAGCAGCCACAAUGUAGUGGUGGCCUGCCUGCCAGCUGGGGUUUACGGAACCACAUCUGCCGCGAUCGUACUCGCCCACAUGCUGCCGACAUUCCCCUCUCUUCAAUUUGCGUUGAUGGUGGGUAUUGGAGGCGGCGUGCCCAGCAAAAAGGCCGACAUUCGACUUGGUGAUGUUGUCGUUAGUAUGCCAACCCCGACCUCAGGAGGUGUGAUUCAGUAUGACUACGGCAAAACACUUCAUGAUGGACAUUUCCAGCGAACAGGAUCACUCAACAAGCCUCCUCAAGUUUUACUGGCGGCAGUAUCCCAAAUACGCAGUGAUAAUAUGAUUAAAAAGUUGUCAAUCGGGGUAAUUAUAUCAGAUGUACUUCAAAUAUAUGAAAAUUGUCAGCAAUUUUCUCACCCAGACCAAGAUUGGCUUUUUAACUCAACAUAUGAUCAUCAGAGUCGCAGACCCAGUUGUUCAACCUGUGAUCAGACCCAGUUGGUGCAUCGUGCGCCGCGAGAGACUAAUGAGCCUCAUAUUCAUUAUGGGCUAAUCGCUUCGGGGAACCAAGUCAUGAAGGAUGCCAAGAGACGAGACCUCAUUGCCCAGGACAUAGAUAUUCUAUGCUUUGAGAUGGAGGCAGCUGGGCUCAUGGACCAACUUCCAUGCCUGGUGAUUCGAGGAAUUUGCGACUAUUGUGACUCUCAUAAGCACAAGCAAUGGCAAGGGUAUGCAGCUCUUACUGCAGCUGCUUAUGCAAAAUUGCUAUUAUCUGCAGUUCCUAUCAUUGACUAUAAACCGCUACGAGAACAGAGCGCUGAACUUACUGCUGAAGAAAAGGCAUGCCUGCAGUGUUUGUUCAUUACUGACCCAGUUGAUGACAAAAAUGCGCUCAAACGGAGAAAAGGAGAACGCGUCCCUGGUACUUGUGACUGGAUCUUGGAGACAGAUGAGCUGACUCACUGGCUUGGGCUUCAUAAAAAUAUCUCUAAAAUAAAGUCGAACAUACUUUGGCUAUAUGGUCUCCCUGGGACUGGAAAAUCGACUAUGGCCAUUACAUUAACGGAGGAACUUCCAAAUCAAACUGAUUUUAUCAAUGGAAACAAGAGGCUCGCCUACUUUUUCUGUGAUUCCAGCUCUAAAAAUCAGCGGACCGCAACUGCCAUUCUACGAGGGCUCCUUUAUCAGUUAAUCCAGAAGCAUCGGCAUUUGAUGAAAUACUUGCUUCCAAAAUAUAUCGCUCGCAAGGGACAAAUAUUGACAUCUUUUGAUGCACUAUGGUCAACCUUAAUGGAUAUGGGCCAAGAUAGCUCUAGUUCCGGCAUCUAUUGUAUAAUUGAUGCUCUAGAUGAAUGUGAAUACGAGGACCAGCAGACACUCCUUCGCCAUCUUGACCAAACAUUCAAUAACUGCAAUCCAAAGCGUCACUCAUUGCCCAACCUAUAUUUCUUGAUUACAAGUCGACAAUAUCCUGAGAUUGAAGAGCGCCUAGCGCAUUUCCCGUGUCAGAACCUGGCCAAGUACUCUGCAGUCGCAGAUGACCUGAAAGCAAUGAUCCAGGAAAGGGUUAACAAGCUGAGUACGAGAAAGAAAUACCCGAAAGCAGUAACCGCAGAGGUAUCGCGAAUCCUAGAAGAGAAGGCUGGUGGAACAUUCCUAUGGGUGGGCAUUGCUUGUGAUGAAUUAGAGCAAGUUCAAGCGAGGAGCACUAUAGGAGCAUUACAAAAUCUUCCGCGAGGGCUACAUGCUCUGUAUCAGAGACUACUUGAAACAGCUGUCGCCACUUCUUCCGAGAAUGAUAAGCCGAUAAUAAUGGAUUUAGUGAGCUUUGUUGCGAUAGCACAACGGCCGCUAACCAUCUCAGAAUUGUCUGAAGCUUGUCAAUUAUACCUCGACGAAGAUGAGGACAGCCGGUUACAGUUUACCAGAGACGUCAUUAAUUUGUGUCGCUUAAUAAUUGUUAUUCAGGGUGAGCAGGUGAGGCUUCUUCACAAAUCGGUCAGAGAUUUUCUGGUGGAGGCAGCAAAAGUGAAUGAGCUUAGGUCUCAUGCUAUACUAGCAAAUCGGUGUAUCACAUAUGUGAUACGCUUCUGUCAGCUCCAGGUAAAUAACAGUCCUGCAGAGCCAAGGAGCAAAUUUCUGAAAUACUCAGUACUCUGUUGGCCCGAACAUGCUGGGCUAGCCCGGGAAGAGUUUUUGGUUAAACAGGAGCAGAUAGAACUAUUCCAGGUUAGGUCUCGUGCUUGGGAGGAUUGGCUAGGCCACUAUAACUCCCAACUAGAUUUUUUGCCAUCAAGUCGAUUGGCUGCUGGAUUCUCAAUUUUCCAUGCAGCAGCGCGGUGGAAAAUUGAUCCAUUAAUUUCAUGGGCUAUGCAUACUUUUGUGGCUGAUGUUUAUAUCGAUUCUGAUUUUAAAACUCUAGACGGUGUGACGCCAUUGGAAGAAGCUGCAAGGUAUGGAAACAUUUGCGCUUUCGGUACACUACUGAAAGGAAUGCCCAUGGAGGUUGCUAUUGAGGCAAGAGUGGUGAACGCUGCUGCAAGGAGUCCAUAUGGAAAUGGAGUUAUAAGACUACUGCUUGAGCAACGAGGAGACCAGGUCCAAAUCACAGAAGACGUGGUCAAGGCUGCAGCAGGCAACUUAUACCAUGGAAAGGAAGUUAUGGCACUCCUGCUGGAGCAACGGGGGGACCAGGUGCAAAUCACUGAAGAUAUGGUCAAGGUUGCGGCAGGAAAUAAAGGGGAUGGAAAGGAAGUCAUGGCGUUCCUGCUGGAGCAACGGGGGGACCAGGUGCAAAUCACUGAUGAUGUGGUCAAAGCUGCGGCAGGGAAUGAGGACAAUGGAAAGGAAGUCAUGGCACUCCUGCUGAAACAACGGGGAGACCAGGUGCAAAUCACUGAAGAUAUGGUCAAGGUUGCGGCAGGAAAUAAAGGGGAUGGAAAGGAAAUCAUGGCGCUCCUGCUGGAGCAGCGAGGAGACCAGGUGCAAAUCACUGAAGAUGUGGUCAAAGCUGCGGCAGGGAAUGAGGACAAUGGAAAGGAGGUCAUGGCACUCCUGCUGGAGCAGCGAGGAGAUCAGGUGCAAAUCACUGAAGACGUGGUCAAGGAGGCAGCGGGAAAUAGGUAG
Messenger RNA from Aspergillus alliaceus, 3201 nucleotides. RefSeq lists its product as uncharacterized. The transcript is spliced from 2 exons. The record is from RefSeq and is a predicted model, not a curated record. Lineage: Eukaryota; Fungi; Ascomycota; Eurotiomycetes; Eurotiales; Aspergillaceae. Gene Ontology annotation, biological process: nucleoside metabolic process. Gene Ontology annotation, molecular function: catalytic activity. Bases 1 to 3201 code for a protein of 1066 amino acids.